Mugil cephalus (flathead mullet) is the source of this 4198-nucleotide messenger RNA. It is a transcript of the gene sp9, whose product is annotated as sp9 transcription factor. The transcript is spliced from 2 exons. Gene Ontology annotation, biological process: regulation of transcription by RNA polymerase II. The record is from RefSeq and is a predicted model, not a curated record. Gene Ontology annotation, molecular function: RNA polymerase II cis-regulatory region sequence-specific DNA binding; DNA-binding transcription factor activity, RNA polymerase II-specific. The coding region runs from base 143 to 1462 and encodes 439 amino acids. NCBI's taxonomy places the organism in Eukaryota, Metazoa, Chordata, Actinopteri, Mugiliformes, Mugilidae.
GCUCACUACAACUAGGUAGUGUUGGGAGCUGCGAGCCAAGAGAGAACCCGUGUGACCCGAGUCAACACGGUAAAUCCGAACCAAAUUGGAGCCAUACAGCAUUGAAAUCGCGAACACUCUCAUCACGGCACAGACCCUGGAUAUGGCUACGUCUAUACUUGGGGAAGAGCCACGGUUUGGAACUACACCUCUAGCUAUGCUGGCUGCAACUUGCAACAAAAUUGGUAACACCAGUCCCCUCACAACUUUACCCGACUCCAGCGCGUUCUCAAAAGGUGGAUUUCAUCCGUGGAAAAGAUCCUCCUCCAGCUGCAACUUGGGAUCCAGCCUGCCCGGUUUCACAGUAGCAACGAGCCGCGCGUCGACAGGACUAACGCCGACCAGUGGCACGGGCAACAGCGCCUUUUGCUUAGCCUCCACCUCUCCGACCUCGUCUGCGUUUUCCACAGAGUACAGCGGUCUGUUUUCCAACUCUGCGAGCGUCGCGACGCAGGAGUCUGGACAGUCGGCUUUUAUCUCCAAAGUCCACACAUCAGCAGAGACUCUGUACCCGCGGGUGGGGAUGGCGCAUCCGUACGAGUCCUGGUACAAGUCGGGGUUCCACUCAACCAUCUCCGGCGACGUUGCAAAUGGGGGGUCCUCGUGGUGGGAUGUCCACACUAAUCCCGGUUCGUGGCUUGAUGUCCAGAAUCCCGCGGGCACCCUCCAGACCUCACUGCACUCCGGGACCCCCCAGGCUAUCCACUCCCAGCUGAGCGGCUACAACCCGGACUUCUCCUCGCUGACCCACUCGGCGUUUAGCUCCACUGGAAUCAGCCCCUCCGCGUCUCAUCUGCUGUCCACCAGUCAGCACCUGUUAACGCAGGACGGGUUCAAAACUGUCAUACCCACUUACACAGACGCUUCUGCCGCCAACGCCAUGAUCUCAGGGGGCAGUUCAGGAAUAAGUAGCUCCACAAGGUCGUCCAGGCGGUACUCCGGCAGAGCAACGUGUGACUGUCCGAACUGUCAGGAGGCUGAGCGGCUGGGACCCGCCGGGGCCAGUCUGCGGAGAAAGGGACUCCACAGCUGCCACAUUCCCGGCUGCGGUAAAGUGUACGGAAAGACAUCUCACCUCAAAGCGCAUUUGAGAUGGCACACCGGCGAGCGGCCUUUUGUCUGCAACUGGCUUUUCUGUGGCAAAAGGUUCACGCGGUCCGACGAGCUCCAGAGACACCUUCGCACUCACACCGGCGAGAAACGGUUCGCGUGUCCGGUGUGCAACAAGCGCUUUAUGCGCAGUGACCAUUUGAGCAAGCACAUCAAAACGCACACGGCGGGCGGAGGAGGCAAAAAGGGCAGCGACAGUGACACCGACACCAGUAACCUGGAGACCCCGAGGUCCGAGUCCCCAGAACUUAUUUUGGAGGGGGUAAACCCCAGAAUCACUGUUAAGGAUCCGUCUCCUCACGACGAGCCUUGAGGCUUCUCCACACCCACCUCUCAAAAAAAAAAAAAAAAUAAAUAAAAAAUAAAUAAAAAAAAUAUCAAAACAGAUUCAAAACUGCACAGCAAUGAAAACGGGUCUUAUCUGACAGACAAUAAAAAGGAGAAAAUAUUUCCAGAAGCGAUUGCAAGAUCUUAAAAUAUAUAUAAAUAUAUAUAUAUUCUCCACGGGCGAGUAUCUCAUUCGUAAAUUCAUCAAAAGAAAACCAGAGUGAUUUACUGUAGGCCUCCGGAAAUUUUUAGGGACAACUUGAAAAUGAAACGUCUGCGAGGAGUGCGAGAAAAACCUGUUGAACUUUGGUUGGACAAUGUGAGUUCCAUCUUGUAUAUUGACCACUAAACUAUGUGUUUCUUUUCAUGUAAAUGUUAGGCUAUGAUUGUUUUAUUCGUGUUGGUAUCCUGGAGAUCAGGGAGUUUACUUUCGACGCACUUUGUGGAUAUGUAUGUACACAGCUUUUUAAACUUCGGUUAAACCAUUUUAUUUCUUUGCUAAAAAAAUAUCUAUAUAUAAAUGUUUACCUGUAUAAAGUCACACGUAUAAGACUUUCAUUUUAUCGUAAUUAAAACAUCUGAAAAAAGGCUGGAACUGUGUGAUGUAGAUUUUAUAUAUAUAUAUUUUUAUUUAUUACUCGCUUGAUUUUAAAAUGGAAAUAUACAUUUUAUUUUUAAUUUAGAAAUGUAUUUUAAGUAGAGUGUGUUUUUUUUUCUUUCUUUUUUCUUUUUAAAAUUCGCCUACAACACCUUUCACUAUUUCCCCUAUGGAAUAAAUCAAUGUUUAAUGCCACGGAAAAGACAUUUCAUGCCCAAAUGAAAAUCUUGUUAAAUGGUAUUAAUUAUGACUUGGAGCACAUCGCAGCCCCCAUGUGUCUUGUAUUUGCGAUUAGGGAUUCGUGUCUUAUCAAAUAUCUAAUUAAUCUCCGAGACAUCUUUUGUUCAGUUUCACUUUAUCGGGGGGUUUCCAAGGGGGUUCGCUGACAAAAGGUCCCCGAAUAUUUAUUCUAAUUGUCCAAAUUAACUGCUUUCAUUUGCAUACCAAUCGAUGGGCCGAGAAUAAGGAUGUGGCUUCUGUCUCUUUGCCAGAAACCACAUCGACGUUAUGGGAACAGUUUUUUAAACUUUAGAAAGAAAAGGGGAAGGAGGAAAGAAAAAAAAAUAAGAAGAGGGGGCAAAGAGUCACAUGCAAAUGCUGAAUUUUAAACGCUCUUUGCGCAGCGCAGUCAAAUGGUGCCUGCGUGUUAUUUGAAUAUCAGUGGCCCCGCACUGAAAGGGUUCAAGGAUGCUCUCUGACUUCUUUGUGCUUACCCAGUGCAGCGUCCGACUCUCAAAGAAAAAGCCGGGGAAUAAUUACAGCGUGAAUCCAGGACUGGGAAUACGUCAUGGAAAAGCAUCUCAUCCAGACACCCUCCUCUUUUUUUUUUCUUUUUUUAUUUUGAAGAGGAUGUUAAAUUGACCAGAAGGCAAUACAGGGAAAUUAUUUUCAUUUCCUUUUGUGUAACAUCGGCUUCGAGUAAAACGGACAGAAAGUGAAAACUAUCAAAUUAGAUUUCCAAUUUGAAUUUAACUCGAAAUAUAAAAAAGCUAAAGUGGCAGCAAACAUCAGAUAAAAAAUAUAUAUAUGUCGAAACCUAAUACAAUAAUGAUUCUACAUUUUCAAAUAAAAUAAAUUAUUCUUAAGCUAAAAUCUAACAUAUUUAAUUCAAGUUAAAGUGAAAAACUAUUUAAGUGUCUUAAUUUAUAUUUAUUUUAUUUCCACCAAAUCUUAUAAUAAAAUAUAAAAUACGGACUUGAUUGAAUAAAAAUAAAUAUUAUAUCUUCAUUAUUAAUGAUAAUGCAACGUUAUUUCCUCUCCACCGCUUGUUUGUCUUUUCCUUUCCUGGACUGUAAUUACGCGCUUGGACAGAAAUCAUGUUAUUUUUCUUGUUUGAUUUUGGAAACGCGCAAAAAAAAAGACGGCUGCAAAAACCCAAGUCUUUCACAAAUUUAGAGGGGACGCACAUUAUUUUAUUGACGGGAAUCGACUUGGAAAAAAAAUAUAUGGACAAUGAUUUACAAUUUGAAAAAUAAAAUAAAAAUAGGAGGUGACCACCAUCACACCUUUAAGAAAAAAAUGGGAAUAAAUUUAUGUCUUAAGAUGCUCACAUUCAUUUCUAAAAUGCAAAAAUGAAAACAAAUCAAUAAAAAAAAAUAAUAAUUGGGAAGCUGCAAAUUUUAAUUUAAAAGCUCUACAUUUUUUAAGGAUCAGUUUUAGCAACGCAUCUAAUCUUACAAUUUUUUUUUCAAAAAUACCAAAUCAAGAAAGUAAGCUGGAUACUUCUUUUGUUUCUUCUUUGAAAAAUAAUAAAAUAAAAAAUAAUAAUUGAACUGCAAAAACUUAAAAAAUAAAAAUGAAAAAGCAGCAUCAGAACUUGUCCUUCUUGUGGGCAUCUGACUGUGAAAACGAGUCCAACAUUUUCCCAUCAGCGGAUGAGCUGCAAAUUGCUUCCAAUGGUAAUCAAUUAAUUUAGAACCAUUCAUUCAGCACAGAGCAGCUCCAGAAACCACUGAGCUGCAUUUCCAUAUUCUCUGUCGACUGCUUCCCUCUACUGGAGGAAAAGGAGAUCCGCGCAUAUUUACAUCUUUAAAUAAGGGGACUCAACAGGAUUUCUAAAGACACUAAACAGUCACUGAAGGAAACAUGCACAACACUUUUAUAUUUUGCUCAGUGUUACGAAAA